AGCAGACUGUCAAUGGCUUUUGGGACGUGUUUUAUUUGAAUGCAUGGACUUUUAAAAAGAUUUCGUCCAAAGGAACCUCGUGCAGUAAUGGAUAUCUUAUGGAUAUUAUGGAUACUACCCACUGUAUUAGCUGUAGAAGAAACGCUGAUGGACUCCACGACAGCCACUGCCGAGCUGGGCUGGACGGUGUAUCCCACCUCCGGGGUGAGUGACAGCACCAGUUGGGAGGAGGUGAGCGGCUACGACGAGAACAUGAACACCAUCCGCACCUACCAGGUGUGCAACGUCUUCGACAACAACCAGAACAACUGGGUGCGCACCAAGUACAUCCGCCGACGCGGCGCCCAGCGCAUCCACGUGGAGAUGAAGUUCUCCGUGCGCGACUGCAGCAGCAUCCCCAACGUCCCCGGCUCAUGCAAGGAGACCUUCAACCUGUACUACUACGAGUCCGACUCGGACACGGCCAGCAAGACGUCCCCGGCCUGGAUGGAGAACCCCUGGGUGAAGGUGGACACCAUCGCGGCCGACGAGAGCUUCUCGCAGGUGGACCUGGGUGGGCGGGUGAUGAAGAUCAACACGGAGGUGCGCAGUUUCGGGCCCGUGUCGCGCCACGGUUUCUACCUGGCCUUCCAGGACUACGGCGGCUGCAUGUCGCUCAUCGCAGUGCGGGUCUUCUACCGGAAGUGCCCCCGCGUCAUACGCAACGGGGCGGUCUUCGGGGAGACGCUGUCGGGGGCAGAGAGCACGUCUCUGGUGGCGGCGCGCGGCGUGUGCGUGCCCAACGCGGAGGAGGUGGACGUGCCCAUCAAGCUCUACUGCAACGGCGAGGGGGAGUGGAUGGUGCCCAUCGGACGCUGCAUGUGCAAGGCCGGACACGAGGCCGUGGACAACGGCACCGUCUGCAGAGCUUGCCCGUCCGGCUACUUUAAGCCCACCCAGGGGGACGAGUCCUGCAUACAGUGUCCCAUGAACAGCCGAACCACCAACGAGGGAGCCACCACCUGCGUCUGCCGAAACGGCUACUACCGGACGGACUCGGACCCCCUGCGCAUGCCCUGCACCACGGUCCCUUCGGCGCCCCAGAGCGUGAUCUCCAGCGUGAACGAGACGUCUCUGAUGCUGGAGUGGGUGUCUCCGCGGGACGCGGGCGGGCGGGAGGACGUGGUGUACAACAUCAUCUGUAAGAGCUGUGGGGCGGGGCGCGGGGGCUGCACACGCUGCGGGGACAACGUGCAGUUCGUCCCGCGCCAACUGGGCCUCACCGAGCCGCGCGUCUACAUCAGCGACCUGCUGGCCCACACGCAGUACACCUUCGAGAUCCAGGCCGUCAACGGCGUCUCAGACCAGAGCCCCUACUCCCCGCACUACUCCUCCGUCAACAUCACCACCAACCAGGCCGCGCCCUCAGCUGUGUCCAUCAUGCACCAGGUGAGCCGGACUGUGGACAGCAUCACGCUGUCCUGGUCCCAGCCCGAUCAGCCCAACGGGGUCAUUCUGGACUACGAGCUCCAGUACUACGAGAAGGACCUGACAGAAUACAAUUCCUCCACGGUGAAGAGCCAGACCAACACGGUGGUCAUUCGAGGCCUCAAGCCAGGAGCCAUCUACGUGUUCCAGGUGCGGGCCAGGACCGUAGCCGGCUUUGGACGCUACAGCGGAAAGAUGUACUUCCAGACCAUGACUGAAGAGGAAUACAACACCAGCAUGCAGGAGAAACUACCCCUCAUCAUCGGCUCUGCCGCAGCCGGCCUGGUCUUCCUCAUCGCCAUCGUGGUCAUCAUCAUCGUCUGCAACCGGAGGAGAGGGUUCGAGAGGGCGGACUCCGAGUACACAGACAAACUGCAGCACUACACCAGUGGCCACAUGACUCCAGGAAUGAAGAUCUAUAUUGAUCCGUUUACAUAUGAGGACCCCAACGAGGCUGUACGGGAGUUUGCCAAGGAGAUUGACAUCUCCUGUGUGAAGAUCGAGCAGGUGAUCGGCGCAGGCGAGUUUGGAGAAGUCUGCAGUGGGAACCUGAAGCUCCCAGGAAAGAGGGAGAUGUUCGUGGCCAUCAAGACCCUGAAGUCGGGCUACACGGAGAAGCAGCGGCGGGAUUUCCUGAGCGAGGCCAGCAUCAUGGGCCAGUUUGACCACCCCAACGUGAUCCACCUGGAGGGCGUGGUCACCAAGAGCAGCCCAGUCAUGAUCGUCACCGAGUUCAUGGAGAACGGCUCGCUGGACUCCUUCCUCCGACAAAACGACGGGCAGUUCACGGUGAUCCAGCUGGUGGGCAUGCUGAGGGGCAUCGCCUCGGGGAUGAAGUACCUUGCCGACAUGAACUACGUGCACCGCGACCUGGCCGCCCGCAACAUCCUGGUCAACAGCAACCUGGUGUGCAAGGUGUCCGACUUCGGCCUGUCCCGCUUCCUGGAGGAUGACACGUCAGACCCCACGUACACCAGCGCCCUGGGAGGGAAGAUCCCCAUCCGAUGGACCGCCCCGGAGGCAAUUCAGUACAGGAAGUUCACCUCGGCCAGUGACGUGUGGAGCUACGGCAUCGUCAUGUGGGAGGUCAUGUCCUACGGAGAGCGGCCUUACUGGGACAUGACCAAUCAAGACGUGAUCAACGCCAUCGAGCAGGACUACCGGCUGCCGCCACCCAUGGACUGCCCCAGCGCGCUCCACCAGCUCAUGCUGGACUGCUGGCAGAAGGACCGCAACAACCGGCCCAAGUUCAGCCAGAUCGUCAACAACCUGGACAAGAUGAUCCGCAACCCCAACAGCCUAAAGGCCAUGACCCCGCUGUCUUCUGGUGUCCACCUGCCCCUGCUGGACCGCAGCCUGCCAGAUUUCUCCAGCUUCAGCACCGUAGAUGAUUGGCUGGAUGCCAUCAAAAUGGGCCAGUACAAAGAGAACUUUGCCAACGCUGACUUUACCAGCUUUGAUGUAGUCUCCCAGAUGACUAUGGAUGACAUCCUGAGGGUCGGGGUGACACUAGCGGGGCACCAGAAGAAGAUCCUCAACAGCGUCCAGAUGAUGCGAGCCCAGAUGAACCAGAUCCAGUCUGUUGAAGUUUGACCGCUGGGGACGGACGUGGGGUAUGAGGGGGGUACUACCCUGGACCCUGAGCCCGGGCUUCCUGUAUGACCAUCUUCCUCCCUGGACAUCCCUGUUCCCCAAAAACGCUCUCUACACUCCUCUUCCCUUUGUGCUUCCCCUGCCAACCUCCUGCCCGUGGGGACUCCUCCAGGCCAGCCUCCUGCCCGUGGGGGCUCCUCCAGGCCAGCGUCCUGCCCGGGCAGAUCCAUGGUCACGCACAGGGUGGUGAAUGUUGUCAUCUCCUUAAAACUUCCAUCAUCUGCAGAAGAACCACUCUUACAUUUUCUUCCAGCAUUUUCUUUUGUUCUUUUUCAGAAUUUUGUAGAGAAUUUUUUUAAGGAAAAAAAAAAUGGUAAGAAUACAGCAAGAAGAUCUAUAUAAGGUGAACUGAACGAGAAGGCUACCCUUUAAAAGGGCAAAGAAAUCAGACGCGAAGGUGGUGAGAAAUGGCACAGGCCUCCAAAGCAGCACGGAUCCUUAUUCUCCGUGUUGUGCUGAGAAGAUUCCGGUGCUGUUGUCUCUCACAGCCAUUCUGACAAGGAGGAUUCGCAGAAGAAACGUAAGGAACAUGAAUAAUAAUCCUGUUGUUGACACGGGAGAAAAUACAAACUGCUCUUACCAUGAAAUGGACCUUUGAUUGGCAGCACUUACUUACGAGAACAGUUUUAGAAAGAAUUCAGUAACUAUGCCGAUUUAAAAGAUUUAAAACAAAAACAAAACAAAACAAAAAAAAACUUAAAGCAGAGGACUCUGGAUGGCCUUGCCAUGGUUAACCUCUUAGAGAGUGUGGAGUUUGUAAUGGACUUUUUUUUUUUUUUGCUUCUUUCACCAUGAAACAAGUGUUUAUUUUUUAUUACAUCACAGUCUGCCAAAUGGGACAUCCUCCCUGCGUACCUCUGAUGUCAUCAUCCUGUACAUAUCAGAUACACUUGACAUUGUGAUGUCAUCACCAGGAGCCUGUUUUUGUCCGUCAGGCUCCCCUCCGUGUUUUGAGUUUGGGAUUUGAUGGAUUGACUCACAAACUCUUUUUAGGGUGGCUGGAGGGAGGUUAUUAUUUGUUGUCAUUAAUAUUUUUCUUUAUUUUAUUUUUUUCCAAAAGUUAGUUGUGGACCUUAAAGAUUUGGUAACAUAAAUGACAUUGUGCAGUCUUCCUCCAUGACUGUCGAGCUGUUUUGGGUGUUCUUUUUCCUAUACUGUUUACAUAGAAGGACCCUGAGUGCACAUUAUGUUUUUGGUCUUCACUUGAUAUACUUAUUUCCCUUUAUUGUUUGGAUAUCUUGCUGUUUCUGUGUGAGGCCCAGCAAGGCCCGAAGCCUGGGGCUAGAGUGAGCAUGCUGAGACGAGGAGUGACUUCACGAGGAGCUUGGAUUUUAGACACUUUAUGGAACACUGUGUUGAUGUGCUUUUUUUUUUUCUCUCCAAGUUUUGUUUUUAAAGAGAUGCUUUAUAAUGAAGUAUUAGCAGGGCAGGGGGAGGGUAGUGCAUAUGAUAAUGUAAUAAUGUCAUCUUGACCCAUGUUUAUACAGGGAGAUAAACCUUUUUUUAAAUUUAAAACAAUGGCCACCGGUACUUUGCAGAUUUGAUGGUAGGUUGUUUUAUAUGCUGUAAUUAUUACAAUUAUAAUUAUUAUUAUUAUAAGUUUCAGUUGUAGGGAACACAGAUGUUAAUAUGGCUUUUCAUGAUAAGAUGGUGAGGGCAGGUGAUGAGGAAAGUAUGCAGGAGAGUGACACGGUUUUGGGGGAAACAAUGCUGUUACACUGUUAUAGACUGCUAGUACAAUGCCGCAAGGCAUCUCUCUACAGGUCACCCUCCCAAAAUAAGUCACAGUCCUCACUCAGAGGCAGAACAGAAAGACCGUGUCUACUUCUGCUACUCAGCUGGAAUAGAUGUAGAGGUGUGAAGGUAACAUCUAGACCUGCUCCCCCCACAGUUAUUUUUCAGUUUGUUUUUAAUUGCCCCGAUUGUUUUAGUUUUUUUCCCCCUGGGGUUCUUUCUUAGACAACAAAAUGUCAUAUUCUAAGCAGAGCAAGAAAAUAUAUGUGUGUUUCCCUCUUUGAAGAUGCACAAACUGGUUAAUCAAAGAAUUGCCCCAUCCCCCAAAGCUUUUCAAAAUCUGUGGUAGCAUUUUAUUUUAAGGGCCCAUUUAUAGUAUUAGAAAGCAUUGAAUCUUGAUAAGUGGGUCUACUUAUUAACUAUAGAUACAUUACCUUUUCACAUACUGUACGUUAUCACAUCAUGGUUAUCUGUUAAACAUAAUUACAUUGUUAUUGAUAUACUGUUUUGGUCAGUAUUCAAGCUGGAUGUCAGUAAAAAUACACACAGUUAAGAUGAACUAGUUUUUAAAAUAUUUCUUAAGUGCUUUACCUUUUGUUAAAUAAUCUGAUGAUCAUAAUCUGAUCAUUUAUCAACUGCUUUCUAACAGUAUAAAACAAGCCCUUGAGAUGAAAUGUGACAAAGGUUGAUUGUGUUCAGCUCUUAAAGGUAUUGAGGGAAAGCCGUUGGGUGAGUUGAGGCUGCUGUGUUGAUUUGGGCUGAUUGUGAUCUGUCUGGCCUGGAGUGUUAAGGGUGAAGGUCAGUGGUGGAGGGCUUGCCCCAGAAUCAACCGGUCGAGAGUCUGGAGACUGAAAGCCCCUCAGGUGUGCUAAAGAGAAACACAGUCCAGUCAGGACUUCAGUCCAAACCCGGGACAUCAGGACUCAGAGCCCACUAGCUGCA
Molecule: messenger RNA, 5796 nt
Organism: Conger conger (European conger)
Lineage: Eukaryota; Metazoa; Chordata; Actinopteri; Anguilliformes; Congridae
Product: ephrin type-B receptor 2-like
Exons: 16
Coding region: 40-3060 (1006 amino acids)
Biological process (GO): axon guidance; protein phosphorylation; central nervous system projection neuron axonogenesis
Cellular component (GO): plasma membrane; neuron projection
Molecular function (GO): protein binding; ATP binding; transmembrane-ephrin receptor activity
Source: RefSeq, a predicted model, not a curated record